This is a messenger RNA of Pimephales promelas (fathead minnow), 4009 nucleotides long. NCBI's taxonomy places the organism in Eukaryota, Metazoa, Chordata, Actinopteri, Cypriniformes, Leuciscidae. The record is from RefSeq and is a predicted model, not a curated record.
ACAUUUUUUCUUUUUUUAAAAAUAGCAUUAUAAGUUCUGGAAAAGACCAUUGUAUAAUGUCGUUUGUACACUGUUUUUAGUCUUGAUUAAAUGAGUGUAAAGAAUAUGGGUAUAAAGCGUAUCCAAAUGAAUUUCUGUUUUUUUUUUUUUAGUUGCUCGCAAAUUACAAAAUCUGUAACGUGCAUGACGAGAUCUUUUCUGCAUUUCAUUUCUACAAUUUUCUCUCCAGAUUAUGGAUUCUGAAGACCAUAAUAAGGUUCACUUAUCAGUGAAAGAUGUGCAGGACACUCUUGAGGCAUACCAGUGCCUCAAGUGCACAAAAUUUCACUGUCCACUUUGUCCUAAGGACAGUAUAAAAUUUGAUGAGAACUUCCAGGCAACAGGCCACCUUCAGUCCCAUUUAUCUUGGGUGGUGGUACAUGGAUGUUUCAAAAUCUAUAAAUGCCACCUCUUGUGUCGCAAAACAGCGCACUACCACUGUUGUUACUGUGACAAAACAGUAAUACGUCGGACUGACUUCACAAAACACCUGCUUAUUCAUACAGCAGAUAAGAGUGCAGGUGGACGAGCCACCAGGACUUUGGCUAAUAACCAUGGGGAAAAGUCAUUCACUCUGGUUCAUGGACCUACUGACCAGCCAUCAGCAAUGGCCAGUGAGCGCAGGGGACAGCAGCCCAUAAUAGUUUCUGGGCCAACUGACCAGCCCUCAGCAAUGGCCAGUGAGCGGAGGGACCAGCAGCCCACCAUGGUCUGUGGACCAACUGACCAGCCAUCAGCAAUGGCCAGUGAGCGGAGGGACCAGCAGCCUAUAAUAGUUUCUGGGCCAACUGACCAGCCCUCAGCAAUGGCCAGUGAGCGGAGGGACCAGCAGCCUAUAAUAGUUUCUGGGCCAACUGACCAGUCUUCUACCACAAACCAGAAACACUGGGGUCUACCAUCGGUGGAGCAGGAGCUAAGACAUCAUAAAUCAAGUCAAAAGAAAGUUUCCUGUCCUAAAUGUAAUGUGACAUUAUAUUUGAAAAAUUUACAACGACACAUACAAAGAAAGCAUAGAACUGAAAAAGUUGACGUGUGUGCAGAUCGCCACCUUACCAGCCAGUGUGUUGAUGCAAGAAAUGGCAUUUUUGCAGUUGCCAAAAAUUUCUGUGGGCCACCUGUUCCUGUUCAUGUUAAACAAAAGCUGAGAGGUCCAAGUGAAUGCGAGAUGGAUGACUGCUCUUUGUUUUAUGAUGUAGCAGGUAGGAGUGGGCAUCAAGCAUUUAGAUGUUCUCACCUAAGGUCACUUGACUUUUGCUCAACUCCCUCAAACACCUGUCAUCUUGUGGAGGACACACUGAGUGAGCUUGUAAAGCAAAGAUGGUUUACAGAAAAAAAGAAAGAGAUGUGUCUUGCUCGAUUAAAGGAGGCAACAGACCAAAGUGCACCACUUGCUGUGGGUGUUAAAAUUGGGCCACCCAAAAAGCAUUAUGUGUCUGUCUUGGAGAACAAACCGUCCUACUACAGUCGAUUGGGAAGGGUGAUGGUUAUGUAUGAUGCCCAGAGAAACAGCUGGCAUUGUCCCUGUGUUAAUGCACGGAUGUCCUGUGCACAUAAGUAUGUCGCAAAGUGGUUCCUUUUUCAGACUAAUAGACAGCUUUUUAAAUCUGUUAGAUCAACUGGAACAGAAGAAGAUAACUUGGAUGGUCAUCAAGAAGAUGACAAGGAAAAGAUGGAAAAGCCGUUUGGACUUGGGAAAGAACUUUUGCAGAGAAUUGUAAAGUAUAUCAUGGAUAAAAAGCAGUAUCCAACAGAUUUUCCUGAAAAUCUUUGCAGAGGAGUGUUUGAUCCUCCCCCACCAAAGCAUAUUGUGCCAUCAGAAAAGUUCUGCACUGAAUGUGGUUAUAACUUGCCUCUAAGUGACCCCAUCCUUGUCACAGCAAAAGCUAAGAUUGUGACACUGACAUGUGUCUAUGAAGGAAUAAGCACAUACUUAAGGAAAUGUCUAAGAUGUGGAAUGGAGUACCGUUACCAAGACUGGGAACAUGGAAUCCACAACUUUAACAAUCAUAUUCUCAUGGGUUUCCACUUGUGUUUGUAUUUAAGGGCGUCACUCCAGACUCAUAAUGCAGCAGGCAGAGUUUUCAAAGCAAUGGAACUUGCAUCUGGUUUAAAGCUUCCUUCACAUAACCAUCUGUUUCAUGGUUACCUACAUUUUGAAGCAUUGGUGCAACAUGACUACAAAUAUGCAUGCAUCAAUUGUGGCUCUCAUCCUCCCGUGGUUAUUAUGGAUCUUCAUAAAAAGGGAGUUUUCAGUAUGCCAGUGAGUGAGGUACCUGAUCCAACUGAGUAUACUGGGGAAGUUAAUGUGAGAGACUUCUGGGAGUCUCUGUCCUUGAAUAUUAUUUCCCUUGGGUUUGUGAAGGUUGGAGAGGAGAAUCCAUUCGUUGUCAAGCCAACCUUUGGUUUUUGGGCACCGUGGAUUGGACCAGAAACUCGAAAAUCUGAUGUGGUUUUAAACACAGAGUGGGAAAAAGUACACCGCCCAGCAAAAACAAAAGAGCAGGCAGAGCUAGACAUUACUGAAGACAGACUUCUCGAGGAAGUCAUGAAAAUGAAGGUUGAUGAUGUCAAGAAACUGUGCAAAGCUUGUGGGGUUGAUCCCUGUGGUUCAAAAACAGACCUUAUCCUCAGGCUUCAUAAUGAAAUUAGGAGUAGGAGUACUUAUGAUAAGAUUUUUGAGAAAAUCUGGGGUGCAUCAGGAGGCUGGUCUGCAGUUAUGUGCCCAUGUGGAGUGGUAUACAGCCUGAAAUUCAACAUGAGAGCGGAAAGUCCAAGAGACUAUGUUGAUAUUUUACUGUCCUGGCAACAUUUGCCAAAUGUUACCAUUUAUGAUUUUGCCAGAGGUCUGGCAACACAUGGGAAUCUGAGGGACCCGUUGGGGUUGCCAUUUGCUCCACAUGAGGGAAGAUUACUUAGCCCUACAGAAGAAAACAUUUCUUUAGCCAAAGAGGGCAAGGUCAAGGUUAAUCUUCCCUGGUUAACAGAGCCGCGAAAUCCCCCUGAUGUCAAUGGGCAUCCUACAACAGGGAGUUCAGAGCAUUAUGUACUGUAUGAUAAACUGCAUGAAACGAAUGCAAAAGAUCCCAAGGAUUUUUUAAGAAGAACUGCUCUGGUGCCAGAACUGGCUGGGAAGGUUAAUACCCAAGUAGUAGAACAAUUCUUUGCUCAAAUGGAGAAAAACAACUACUUUCUCAACAUGAUGGCACCCAGCUCUCAGAUCUUUCUAAUUCGUAAUAUAGUCCACCAUCACAACACCCAGCUUAACAGAUCAAGACUGGAGAAAAUACAGAAGUUAAUGGGAACCAGACAAACCUUCAUGAACAAGAAUGGGCAACUUAUUAUAGGUUUAUCUCAAGAUAUCUCAAACACUGACAAUAUUGAGGUUCUACAAAAAGAUGAGGCUAUUACUAAACUGCAGAACGUGAGUGCUAGCUCCAGGUGUUGGCAACAUCCAUUGAGCAUAGAACUACAGGACAAGGUUUCAUAUGUACUGGAUGAGGCCAUGGAUCCUAAGGAGCAUAUUGUAUGCGUUUAUGGUGAAACACUUACCCGUGAGGACUUCUUGACAUUAGGACUACAGAAUUAUGUAGAGGCCAUGAUUCUGAAUUCCUGUCUAAGGGUUAUUGCACAAAUUGGGUCCAUAAGGAACAUUGACAUCUGGGUGACCAGCAGUUACAUUUCAGUGACCUGGUUACCACCGCUCUCUGCAAACCCAUUGGACCAUUUUUCUGUGGACAUUUGCAACAAAGAUGGCAUUUUACUUCCAUCUUGGAAACCAGGCCUUUUAACUCAGGAACGAGGCCAUUGGAUGAUUGCUAGAGCUUGCCCAAAAAAUUGCACCAGGACUAUGGUCGGAGACUGUUCUAAAUGACAUUACGGACAAUGCAAGACAAAAGCUGUCAAAUAACUGUGGAGUGUUUGUCUUGAUGUAUGGACUGUAUGUUGUUCUGGGACAGAAGUUUGAUUUCAC